UCUCAUAACGAAGAAGUGCAUUAAUUAAAAAAAAUUUAAAAAUAAAAACAUUAUCUAACGGUUAUGCAAUGACUCAAUGAGAGACGUGGACGGGAAGCGCCCAACACCGCAGUCCAGCCCUAUAUAAAUAAGGGCGUUUCUGGUGCCACUCUUUCAUACGAGUAAAUCAUAAUUCAAACAUCAAACCUUCACACUCUUCUCUUUCUCUCUCCUCCGAAAACAGGGGAAGUGAUUAUAAUAAAUACUACUUCGUAUAUUGUAGAAUUGAAGAAGCUAAGAAAUGGCUUUACCUGGCAUAGCUAGUAAAAAAGCGGGUUCGAAUAUGGAUAUGGAAAUGGGUAAAGAUAUUGUUUCUGACGCUUGGGAUUAUAAAGGUCACCCUGCUCACAGAUCCAACACUGGUGGCUGGAAGAGUGCUGCCAUGAUCUUAGGAGGAGAGGCAUGUGAAAGGUUGACGACACUUGGGAUAGCGGUAAAUUUGGUGACAUAUCUGACGGGAGUGAUGCAUUUGGGCAAUGCUGCAUCUGCUAAUACUGUCACUAAUUUUAUGGGCACUUCUUUCAUGCUCUGCCUCCUUGGCGGUUUUAUUGCUGACACUUUUCUUGGACGGUAUCUAACCAUUGCUAUCUUCGCCACAGUUCAAGCAUUGGGUGUGACAGUGUUGACCAUAUCAACCAUAGUCCCAAGCCUCCGUCCACCGGCCUGCAAAGAGGGUUCGGACACAUGCACUCCGGCCUCAGACAUGCAACUAGGGGUACUCUACCUAGCACUAUACCUAACGGCGCUAGGGACGGGCGGUGUGAAGGCAAGCGUGUCGGGAUUCGGGACGGACCAAUUUGAUGAGACGAACAAGGGGGAAAAGAAACAAAUGAUAAAGUUCUUUAAUUGGUUCUUUUUCUUCAUAAGUUUAGGGUCACUAGCAGCAGUGACAGUAUUGGUGUACAUCCAAGACAACAUGGGAAGACAGUGGGGGUAUGGUAUAUGUGCAUGCUGUAUUAUGCUGGCUCUAGUAGUGUUUCUAUGUGGUACUAGACGGUACCGCUUUAAGAAACUUGUGGGCAGUCCCUUGACUCAAAUUGCUGCUGUUUUUGUCGCUGCUUGGAAGAAGAGGCAUAUGGAGUUGCCUUCUGAUUCAUCCCUUCUCUUCAAUAUUGAUGAUUUGGCUGAUGGAGGCAAACAUAAGAAGCAAAAAUUGCCUCACAGCAAACAAUUCAGGUUUUUGGAUAAGGCAGCAAUCAAAGAUCCUAAUAUGCCAGCAGUUGUUACAAAGGUGAACAAAUGGUACUUGCCGACUUCAACUGAUGUAGAGGAAGUGAAAUUGGUGCUAAAGAUGCUUCCCAUUUGGGCCACGACCAUAAUUUUCUGGACCAUUUAUGCCCAAAUGAGUACUUUCUCCGUCUCACAAGCCACCACCAUGGACCGUCACAUUGGUAAAUCAUUCCAAAUCCCGGCUGCUUCCCUCACGGUUUUCUUUGUGGGUAGUAUCCUCAUCACCGUGCCAAUAUACGACCGUGUGGUUGUACCAAUAGCCUCUAGAGUCCUUCAUAAUCCUCAAGGUCUUACUCCACUUCAGAGGAUUGGAGUUGGCCUAGUCUUCUCUAUUUUUUCCAUGAUUUGCGCAGCUCUUGUUGAAAUCCGACGUUUGAAAUCUGCACAAGACCACGGGUUGGUAAACAAGCCAUACGAAGUGGUCCCAUUGAGCGUGUUCUGGCUUGUACCGCAGUUCUUUUUCGUUGGUGCCGGUGAAGCUUUCACCUACAUUGGCCAACUUGACUUCUUCCUAAGGGAGUGCCCUAAGGGAAUGAAGACUAUGAGUACAGGGCUGUUUUUAACAACACUUUCUCUAGGGUUUUUCGUUAGCUCAGCCCUUGUUACCGUGGUGCACAACAUUACCGGUAACAAGCACCCAUGGAUAGCCGAUAACUUAAACCAAGGAAGGCUUGACUAUUUCUACUGGUUACUUGUAGGUUUGAGCGUGGUAAACUUGUUUGUGUAUUUGGUAUUUGCCAAGUGGUACGUGUACAAGGAGACAUGGCUAGCUGAGGAGGGGUACAAAAUUGAAGAAGAAGACGGUCCAACUUGUCAUUAACAAAAAUAAUAUUAGUAGCUAAUGUCAUGCCUAAAAGGGAUGGCAAAAGUUAUUAGCAGCACAUAUUUUUUGCACGCUUUUUAAUUUAUAAUUUCGGGGUAAGAUUUUUAGAGGUGUGCGCUUGCUUCUUGUAAUAUAAGAAAACAACAGAAAUCAUACUUGAACUACCAAGUUUGCUUUUGUAAAGGGAAACUUUUGCUGUGUAGAAUAGGUGGCCAUGCAACAACAACCAUAAAAAAAGGCGCACCAAAAAGUAAUGGUAGAUAAUAUAUGUUCGUGAAAGGUGGGAUGGUAUGCAAUGUAACAAUUAAUAAAGCUUUUUUGUUGCAAAUAAGCAGUGAAGUCGAUCUAUCUGCUGGAAGUCUCUAUUUGAUAUAUUUUGUACUUUUGGGGAAAAUGAUAUUUCACAAGUGCAAUGCAAAUUUGAGGCCCUUAUUUCCCAUGUCAAAUUCUUGUGAUGAUAAUAAAAUUAAAUAUCAACAAUUGUGCUUUUAAA
This is a messenger RNA of Chenopodium quinoa (quinoa), 2585 nucleotides long. Its product is annotated as protein NRT1/ PTR FAMILY 6.3-like. Gene Ontology annotation, molecular function: nitrate transmembrane transporter activity. Gene Ontology annotation, biological process: transmembrane transport; response to nitrate; oligopeptide transport. Bases 281 to 2089 code for a protein of 602 amino acids. The record is from RefSeq and is a predicted model, not a curated record. NCBI's taxonomy places the organism in Eukaryota, Viridiplantae, Streptophyta, Magnoliopsida, Caryophyllales, Amaranthaceae. Gene Ontology annotation, cellular component: membrane. The transcript has 5 exons.